Zophobas morio is the source of this 3460-nucleotide messenger RNA. RefSeq lists its product as uncharacterized. Gene Ontology annotation, molecular function: protein binding. The transcript is spliced from 8 exons. Gene Ontology annotation, biological process: anatomical structure morphogenesis. Lineage: Eukaryota; Metazoa; Arthropoda; Insecta; Coleoptera; Tenebrionidae. Gene Ontology annotation, cellular component: cytosol. The coding region runs from base 162 to 2897 and encodes 911 amino acids. The record is from RefSeq and is a predicted model, not a curated record.
CUGUCAGUGCUGUCACUUCAGUAGUGUCUUCAGUUUACAGCUUCAGCUGUUUUCAGUGUCAUGUUGUGGUUUGUGUGUGUUCGUGUUUUGUAAAAUUUUAUUAUAAGUCAACAAAAAAAAAAACAAAUAAAAGUGUAAGAAAUGUUACAAUCGAUACAAUAAUGUCCAGUAGUAGUUUCGACGACGUAUUGAUGUCUCUCCAAGGUGUUCAAAAUAGUACAAAACUACUUCAGCUUCUCAUUGAAGUAAAAGAAAGAGUGGAUGUCGACUGUGCCAACAGCAAUGACAACAUUACCAAAAUCCGCGAAAGCGGUAGUUUCAAACAAAUUAUUUCGUCGCUUCAGACGUCUAAAGAAAGAAUAAUUAAGCUAUCUUUGAGCAUUCUUGGUCACUGUUGUUUGGACGUUAACUGUGCUAGAGAGAUGGUGACGCGAUAUGGCAUUUUAUCAAAUCUCAACCAACUUUUGAUACGGUACCCCAAGGAAGACAGCAUAAACGGACGCGUGUUUAAAAUUGUAGGCAACUUGUGUCAACACAAGUAUCAAUGGACUAACAAUAUUAUUGAUAAGGAACCAGAGAUUGUAAUACAUAUUGUAAAGUUUUUGAAUGGUUUGGUGGAAGAAGAGAACGGGGAAGUAUCAGAGGCCACAGUCACAAUGGGAGUAAGGUCUCUAAGGGAAUUAUUGUGUCGAGAAACCCUUGAAACGUUGGUUGUGACAUAUGGGGUCCCCAGAACUUUGGGGACGUUACUUAUUAAAUAUGGUACUAUUUGGCAAGCUACUGAACAAGGCGAUGGAGUUGUUCUGAACAUCAUUAAGGGGUUGCAUGAAUUUUCGCGGUACACAUAUUAUCCAUCAAUUUUAGAUAUGAGAAACACCGGCAAGGGAGACUCCAUUGUCUAUCUCAGCAAAAUUCUCUUUGUGGCCCCACUACAAGUAGCCAAAAUAGUGAUGAAUGUUUUAAGGAUCAGCCAGUCCGAAGCCGACUUGCCGCUCCUUGAAAUUUUCGAUAGUAUUGUGAAAGUACUGCGCGAUGAAUCCAUCAUUCAAGAAUUUAACUCGACGUGUGAAGAUUGUAUUAGAGGUCUUUGCUAUUUACUUGACUAUCCAGAAAAUAGAGAAAAUGAAAAGUUUGUGGAGAGUAUCCCAGUCUUGAUGACUGUAUUAAAGGGUCUAACUUUUGAAAACAAUAGAAAAAUUGAGUGUUGUUUGUUGAUUCUGUCAACACUGAACAAGUGCACAAAUAGGAAUAAUUUAAUUACUGCUCAGAUUAAUAGUAACGCUGUGACAGUAUUAACCGAAAAAAUAAAGUUAAUAGUUGGGGCCGUUCAACCACUGAACUUUAUUCAUAAUUGUAACACAAAAAAAACUCAUUUUGUUGCCAGAUUUAAAGGGAACAAAAAGCUUAAACUCUCUGAUGAUUGUGAGUCUUCCUCAAGCAGUGACGAAGAAUUUGUUCAAUUAAGCAAUCUAAGAUAUAAUUAUAGUCCAGGGUCAAGCAACAAUUCAGUAUUGUCAUGGACGUCUGCAUUAUCUCCACUACCUAGUCCCCAACCUCAGUUUGCUGGUGGUUCAGAAACUUCAGGAUCUGGUGACUACUUUCCUGUGUGUAGCGAAUUUGACGAUAAUGACGUUUGCUUGCCGCUCGUAGAACCAGAACCAAAAGAUUCAGAUGACUCACAAAGUUUUAAUGUGGAUUCCUAUUCUAGAAGACAGAUCAAAAAAAUAUUUCUAAAAAAAAUACUUGAUCUACUCAAAACUUAUGUCAGAAUAAAUCCUCCCAUAACACAGUUCGAAGCGCCAGAUCUUUUACUGGGACUUAUCAGAAGUUCAGGAUACUUUGACUGGGCACAGAGGGAAUCACGUGUAGAAAUUGGUCAAAUCGUCUGUAAAAUAUUUGAAUCCGACGAUUAUUUAUUACCUUUAAUGAAAACCGACUUCAUUCCCUACGUCUGCGAUUAUACCGGAGAUCCAGUUAACCCUUGGUGUUCAAAAUGUCGCGGGUUCCAAGAAAUCAGUAAAAUCGUCAUAAACAAAAUAUCCGAACGAGCUGAAUCAGAUGGUGGAAAAGGCGACAUAGCUCACAAGUUAUUACGUGGAGACAUUGAAACAAAACAACAGUUGGCACUAGUCAUACCCUAUAUAAUAAGGGACAGAUGUAUUCUGUUGGAACUCAUGCUCGAUUCCGGUGGUCUUGAAAUCCUCAUGCAACUCCUCAAAGACGACUCGCCCCUACAGAACAAGUGCAUCCAAGCAUUGUGCGUCCUUGCAUCGAAAAGACUUUGCAUUCCAAACCCCCAACAUCUGUACAUACCAAAUAAAAACGCCGACGAACCUCCCUUGCCUUCGACUGUCGUCACAUUCAAAUUAGACGACGGUAGUUUGGUGAGCGCAGACCGAGAUCUGCUCAGCAAAAAGUCGGACUUUUUCGCGCGACUUUUGGAUGGCGACUUCAAAGAGUCUUGUCAAGACGUGAUAACCUUACCUAAUGUAGCGAAGAAAGCGCUAGUAUACUUGCUGCAAUUUAUGAACUGUGACAUAGAUAAGGAUGUUUAUAGUGACUUGGACUUGCAUACACACCUUGAUGUGAUUGCUCUGUGCGAUAGGUUUUUACUGGAAGAUUGUAUUAUGUACUUGACGAAUCACGUGUGGAAGUUUAGACUAAGAUGUGAUACUAUCCCCACAAUUUAUAACUGGUCCAUGAAAUCGAGGACGAAUUUGUUGAGGACGGAGUGCGUAACGUUUGCUUUGGUUGGCUAUAUUCUAGAUCAGGAUAGAUUUGAAAUGUUCAAAAAAUUGUUUGAAUUGGGUUAUAUUGAAGAGUUAUUAGGGGACAUUAAGGAGUUAUUGGUCCGGUAUUUGUCUGGACGUAAAUCUGAUACUGCUAGAGAAAAAUAAGAAGAUCGUAUCAAAGGCUUCACUGCAUUCAAUGAAUGGUUUUUGUAUGUCUGGAAAGUAGGUGACCAAUAAAUGUUCAUUUUGAAUUCAAUUUUUAUUAACAAAAAUGGACAAACAUUAUCUACAUUCAUUGAACAACUUACAUUUUAAAUAAAGUGUAAUAAUUUAAUUAUUAUUUAAUAAUUAUGUACACAUAAAUUAAUUUAUAAAAAUAAGUUUUAUCCAAUUACGUUACUACGUAUCUUUUGUUAUAAAAAUAAAUAUAUAACAAAAAAAAACGAUCACCAUUAAUUUAACGAAACUAAGACUAAAUAUCAGAUAAGAUUCAAUAAAUUAGAUCACGUUUUAAUCUAAUCUCGCACUAAACUUAAUACUAGUGGCUCAUUUCUUUUUUAAUAUAUGUUCAUUUAUCAUGGUAUAUAUUAAACCUACAGUUAGAGAUGCAACAGCUGCCCCUUGGGCCCCCACACGGAGAUGCAUUAGAUAAACACUAGGACUCAUUUUCCCUCUAUUUUUGAACAUAUACGCCCCAUAGCCUACUGCCAUUGCACACACGCCAAUAG